Penicillium robsamsonii is the source of this 4092-nucleotide messenger RNA. RefSeq names its product PE repeat family protein. The record is from RefSeq and is a predicted model, not a curated record. The transcript is spliced from 4 exons. The coding region runs from base 1 to 4092 and encodes 1363 amino acids. NCBI's taxonomy places the organism in Eukaryota, Fungi, Ascomycota, Eurotiomycetes, Eurotiales, Aspergillaceae.
AUGGCCGGUAAGAGUAAGAAGAAGUCCAAGAACAAUAAAAACAAUAACAAUCGCCCUCCCGUCGGCUCUGCACCACCCCCUGAACCCGAGAAGAAAGACCUCGUCGACUCUGCCCCGGACCCGGCGGCGGCCGCUGUUGAGGAUGUCUUACAAGACAACAAAGAGCCCACCGCCGAACCGGAGAAGGACCCUGCCUCUGAAGAUCCCCCUGCCGAGCCAAGUGGCGAUGACAAUCCAGUCGCUGAGCCUACAGAUUCCGCAGAAGCUACCCCAGAAGCCAAAGAAGAAGGCAAAGAUGAGCCAGCGCCAGACGCAGAGAAGCCCGACGAUGCUUCCAAGGAGUCUGUCGUAGAAGACGCGAAGCCCGCAGAGGAUGCGAAACCUGAUGACGGCGCAGCGCCCGAAGGCGAAGCAAAAUCCGAAGAGGAAGCAAAGUCCGACGAGGAAGCAAAGCCCGACGAGGAAGCAAAGCCUGACGAGGAAGCAAAGCCUGAAGAGGAAGUAAAGCCUGAGGAGGAAGCAAAGCCUGAGGAGGAAGCAAAGUCUGAGGAAGCAAGGCCUGAAGAGGACGCAAAGCCUGAGGAGGAAGCAAAGUCUGAGGAAGCAAAGCCUGAAGAGGAUGCAAAGCCUGAGGAAUCAAAGCCUGAGGAGGACGCAAAGCCCGAAGACGACUCCAAGCCUGACGAUGAAUCUAAACCCGAAGGAGGCGCAGCAUCCGAUGACAGUGCGAAACCUGAAGACGAAUCAAAGCCUAAAGAAGAUGCAAACCCCGAAGAUGCAAAAGAUCCUCCAGCAGGCGGAGACACGAAAAAAGAAGGCGAUAACGGCAACAAUGAUGAUGAUUUUCCAGAUUUUGAUCUAGAUGUAGAUCCCGAGGCCGUAGCAGCCGAGAAAGAGGCUGCUGCUAAAGCGGCCGCCGAAGACGCGCUAGAGAAUGCGGAAGAUGCGCCAAAGGCCGAGGAGACACCUGCAGAGCCAGAGCCAGUGGUGGAGGAAAAGCUAACGGGCAAGGCUAAGAAAAAGAAGAACAAAAAGGGCAAGGCCGGAAAAGCAGCCGAUGCAGCACCAGAGCUAGCGCCAACACCAGAGCCGGCGGCAGAGCCAACACCAGAACCAGCGUCAGAGCCAGCGCCAGCUCCAGAGCCUGAAACUGAGCCUGAAAAGCCCGCGGAUAAUCCUCCUGAAUCUCCAGCCCCGGAAGAGCCAGCAGCACCCGAACAGCCCGCAGAGGAGCCCGAGGCAGAGGAAAAGUUGACAGCUAAGGCUAAGAAGAAGAAGGACAAGAAGAAGAAGGCCAAGGCAGCCGCCGAAGUAUCGCAGGAGCCUGAAGUAACACCCGAACCACCAGAGGCACCAGUAGCAGAACCUGAACCUGCUCCACCUACAGCAGCUGAAGAAGAAAAGGCCCCCGAAGAACCUGUCAAGGAACCAGAGCCGGAAGCUACGCCAGCUGAGGAAACACAAGCUGCCGAACCCGAAGCUGCUGUGGAGGACAAGGCGGAAGCUGUAGAGACUGAACCCGAACCAGUCAAAGAAGCCCCGGUGGAAGCUGAAGUUCCCGCCGAGGUGGUAACCGAGGAACCCGCUGCCAAGGAAGCACCUGAAGAGACACCAGCAGAGAGUCCUGAAGAAGCGGCAGCUCCUGUUGAGCCUGAAGCUCCUGCUGAACCUGAACCUGCUGCUGAGCCUACUCCAGAGCCCGUGGUUGAAGCUCCUGCUGAACCUGAACCUGCUGCUGAGCCUACUCCCGAGCCCGUGGCUGAACCUGCUGCUGAGCCUACUCCCGAGCCUGUGACUGAACCUGCUGCUGAGCCUGAACCUGCUGCUGAGCCUGAACCUGCUGCUGAGCCUGAACCUGCUGCCGAGCCUGAACCUGCUGCCGAGCCUGAACCUGCUGCUGAGCCUACUCCAGAGCCCGUGGUUGAAGCUCCUGCUGAACCUGAACCUGCUGCUGAGUCUACUCCCGAGCCCGUGGCUGAACCUGCUGCUGAGCCUACUCCAGAGCCCGUGGUUGAGGCUCCUGCUGAGCCUGAAUCUGCUGCUGAGCCUACUCCCGAGCCCGUGGCUGAACCUGCUGCUGAGCCUACUCCCGAGCCUGUGACUGAACCUGCUGCCGAGCCUGAACCUGCUGCCGAGCCUGAACCUGCUGCUGAGCCUACUCCAGAGCCCGUGGUUGAAGCUCCUGCUGAACCUGAACCUGCUGCUGAGUCUACUCCCGAGCCUGUGACUGAACCUGCUGCCGAGCCUGAACCUGCUACUGAGCCUACUCCCGAGCCCGUGGCUGAGCCUACUCCAGAGCCCGUGGCUGAACCUGCUGCUGAGCCCGUGGUUGAAGCUCCUGCUGAGCCUGAACCUGCUGCAGAACCUGAAGCUCCUGCCGAGUUUGAACCUGCUGCUGAGUCUACUCCCGAGCCCGUGGCUGAGCCUACUCCAGAGCCCGUGGCUGAACCUGCUGCUGAGCCCGUGGUUGAAGCUCCUGCUGAGCCUGAACCUGCUGCAGAACCUGAAGCUCCUGCCGAGCCUGAACAUGCUGCUGAGCCUACUCCCGAGCCCGUGGCUGAACCUGCUGCUGAGCCCGUGGCUGAAGCUCCUGCCGAGCCUGAACCUGCUGCUGAGCCCGUGGCUGAAGCUCCUGUCGAGCCUGAACCUGCUGCUGAGCCUACUCCCGAGCCUGUGGCUGAACCUGCUGCUGAGCCUGUUGUGGAACCCCCGGCUGAGCCUGAACCUGCUGCUGCCCCAGUGGAAGAGACACCAGCAGAAGCCUUAGCAGAGCCGGAAGUUGUGUCUGUUGAGGCACCAAGGGAGAUUCCAGAUGAAGCGCCUGCUAAUGAGCCAGUGCCAGAGGAGCCAGCCCCUGAGCCAGAAGCUGCUAGAGACCUCCCCGCCGAAGACCCACCAGCAGAACCAGAAGUCGCCCCCGAGCCAGUCCCAGUCCCCGCUAGCGACGAAGUGGCGCCUGACGAGCUCGUACCAUCCCCAGCAGACGCCCCGCGUGAGGUGGAGAUGAUCGACGCCGAGCCUCUCGAUGAAAGCGCAGAAGCCGCAGCAGCCCGCCACAGCUCCCGACGCCGCAGAAAGCGCACUUCGCCGAUAGAGGGAGAGCGAGAGCGUCGGGUCGAUGGAGAGCGUCGGCAGUCCAAGACCUCUUCCGAAGGCCGCCGGGAUCAACUCGAGCGCCAGAAGAGCGACCGAGGCAUCUUCACCAACCGAUGGGCGAAGGCACUGGAAGAAGCCCGACGCCAGCAUGACGAGAAAUCCCAAAUACAACGAAAGCAGCGUGCUCUCGCCGAGGAGCGAGAGCGCAGCGGUAUUCCUGCCCCUGAAAAGCUGAAACGUACGAAGAGCUUGUCCAAGGAGAAGGAGAGGGAGAGGCCAAGGGAACUAGAAAUGGAGCCCGAAGUGAUCGAAUCCAGAUCCAAACGCCACACCUCCGACAAUCCCUCGAGCCAACCCCUCGAACGAGCCCGCUCAACCCGGACCUCCUCAUCAAAGCAGGUAUCAACAUCGGUGCCGACGCCCAAGCCUCGUGCUUUCCUGCGAUACAUGACAGAAGGCAAAUCGGAUACCAAUGGGCCUUUGCUGCGUCUGAAUGCCACCAAGGCUGCACCGCCCGUUGAAACGCCGCGCCGGUCAUCGGCAAGUCAUAGCAGUGGCAGCCGUCACGAGCACGAAGACCGACAGUCUAGUGGUCGAUCUAGUGGUCGAUCUAGUGGAUCACGGUCGCGGCGCGAAGAGGAGGCUCCUCGCAGCGAGCGUGUUGAGCGCACUGAGAGUAGAAGAUUGCGACGCUCAUCGACAGCUGAACAUGGUCGAUCUAGGGAGGAGAGGAAGGAGAGAGAUAGGGGCAAGGAUCGAGAUCGGGAGAGAGAGAAGGAGAAGGAGCGUGAGCGUGAGAACGAACGCGAACGCGAAAGGGAACGCCAACGGGGACUAGAAGGGGAGAGGGAGAGGGAGAAAAAGCCUGAGGGCUCCUCCAGGCGUUCCAGGGAGUCAAGAGAUGUGCGCUCUCAUCGUCGACACAGGCGCGAGGAAUCGCCUCCUCGAGAGCAGUCGAAGCUGAAGGGUCUCUGGAGAGCGAUUGCUGCCCAUUGA